Molecule: messenger RNA, 945 nt
Organism: Drosophila eugracilis
Lineage: Eukaryota; Metazoa; Arthropoda; Insecta; Diptera; Drosophilidae
Exons: 3
Coding region: 311-886 (191 amino acids)
Source: RefSeq, a predicted model, not a curated record
GAAAAAGUCAAAAAAUUGUUAGUGUAAUAUUGCCGCGAUCUCUUAAAGAUUUUGGACUAGCAUGCCCAUAUGCAGCGAGCAUUUAAAAAAAACAAAUGAGCGGAGCGCUCAGAGCAUAGGUUUGCUACAUUACAAGAUCAUAAUCAAGACUUUUUUACCCAAUAAUCCAAUGACUUUCAGAUGUAAAAUGUAAAUGUAUAUCAAAGUUAUAUAACAUCAUAACAAUAUCGUGCAGCUUUGUAUAAUAGUUUCUGAUGGCUAUAUAAGCCAAAUGUGAAGCGACCUAGCACUUCAGUUCAAUUUUUGUCAAAUGAUUACUCGACUCUUAACCAUUUCUUUACUAGUGGGUGUUCUACUGAUCUAUGGCUGUGGAGCAGGAUUUUUCAAGCGCCAAUGGGAAUACGAACCAGUGUCAAUCCAAACAUAUACUACGGAUGAAAGCCUUUGGAAAUUUGACAGCAGAAUCGUUCGAGUGGGUCGUGGAGUGUUUGAUUGGUCAGGGGAGAUGGUUUGGAAUUACGAUACGAGCGAGGAAACCAUGGUAGAGGCCGCUACCUAUCGAAGCUUUAACGGGGAUGAGAGCGAAUACAAGCUUCUGCCUUUCUCAAUUCCCAGACAAACCCUCUACGAAUAUCUAAAUACCUACUACAAGCAAGCCGUUGUAAAAAACUUUGGCUCUUGCUCCAAUAUUCCACAGUUCGAGGGGAAGUUUAAACCUCCACUUCCAAAGGAUACAUAUAUCGGUCGCAAUUGCAUUAUUGAUGGAGAAGGACUGCCGGAAGUGAUGCCUUCGGGUUUCUACAAAUUUAUAUUCAAUUGCUCUGGACCAGAUCAGCCCACUUGGAGUUUCGUUGGAGUUAUUAAAGUAACACCAAAAAUGUUUUAAAUGAUUGAAAUAAAAAUGCAAGUCGGUCACUAAGUUGUCACUUGGAUUAAUUCCUAUAA